Drosophila eugracilis is the source of this 1683-nucleotide messenger RNA. It is a transcript of the gene Qsox4, whose product is annotated as sulfhydryl oxidase 2. Gene Ontology annotation, molecular function: protein disulfide isomerase activity; flavin-dependent sulfhydryl oxidase activity. The transcript has a single exon. The record is from RefSeq and is a predicted model, not a curated record. Gene Ontology annotation, cellular component: Golgi membrane. NCBI's taxonomy places the organism in Eukaryota, Metazoa, Arthropoda, Insecta, Diptera, Drosophilidae. The coding region runs from base 1 to 1683 and encodes 560 amino acids. Gene Ontology annotation, biological process: protein folding.
AUGGAACUGUAUAUAAAUUCCUUAAAUUUAUUACUUUUACUAAGUACCCAGUUCAUCCUCUUCGGUAUCUCUGAGUUACUUUACAAGCCGGAAGAUAAUGUGGAGCAGCUUAAUUUCACCACAUUUGAAGCUAAACUUGGAGAUCCGACAUCGGGAAAGUUGGUGAAGUUCUACAACGCCUUUUGUGAGGAUAGCCAAAACUAUUUACCCGGAUUCAGGAAUCUAUCCCGUAGACUUUACAAAUGGCGAAGGAUAUUGAAAAUCUAUGUCCUAGAUUGUUCGCAGGAUGACAACAAUAAGAUCUGUCGUAGCUACAUCAUUCGUAGUACCCCAACAUUAAGAUACUUUCCACAAAGCUACCAGCGAAUGCCAAAUGAUUUAGGUACGGAUAUCACAAGUCGAAAUGUUAGGGAAAUUCAAUCGGAUCUGGCUUUGUUUCUCAAGGAUUUGGACCACUUUAAUAUGUUUAAGCGGGAGGAUAACGUGGCGGAUAUAUUUAAGGACAACGCAAAUUUAAAGUACGUUGUCAUGGUCUUCCAGAUGUGCUUGUCCGAGUUCCUUCCACAUUUCGAAACUGGAAAUUCCGAUGAGGAGAGGUUCGCAUCCCUGGAUGAUUGCAAUGAAAACAAUCCCGUGGUGGCGGCUAUUGGUAGGAACACCCUCCUUGAACUACUGCCCUAUGAGGACGUCAUUGUGCGGAUCUUCGAUGAUCAUGAGAUUUACACGAAGUUCGGAAUAUCACCAGUACCUAACUUGCUAGUGAUGGUUAAUCGCGAUGGAAAUCAUUUACUCCUUACACCCGAGGUGGAUACCAGUCAUGCCUAUGUGGCUGCCGUUCAGCAAUUCCUAAUCUUUAUUAAUAAAAACCCGCAGAAACCAUUACCGAAAACUCUGCCCCCUAACAUCGAGGAGGCCUUGCGCUACGAGAUCUUCGAGCAUCACAAACACCAUUCCCAUCGAAUCUUUCGAGCUGAUUUGGAGCGAGCUAUUGAUCAAAUCCUAAACGUAGAGCUCCUUCGACCCACACACUUUGUUGGAGCAAAGCUAACUGUCUUGCGGAAUUUUCUUCGACUUUUGAAAUUCUUAAGUCCUCUGAAAGAAGAGGCAAAAGAAAGACUGGUCGGUCUGUAUUAUUCGAUGAGACUUAAAAGGAAGCUCACUAGGGCUGGACUCCAGGAAAUAUUGUUAAAAUCACUGAAGGAUUACCAAUUUGAUGGAAAGCAAUACGUAGGCUGCAUUGCCUCUCGUCCUUCUUUACGUGGUUUCAACUGCUCUCUUUGGACACUAUUCCAUUAUCUUUCCGUGGAAUCGGAACAUAUUAAAAUUGCAUCCGUCGUCUUGGUCUUUCAUGGAUACGUCAAAUUGUUUAUGAACUGCAAAGAAUGUAGUCAGAAGAUUAAGGAGUUUAAGAAGAUCUAUCCUAUUGCUAAUAUCACCGAAAAUAAUCAAGAAAUAUUGUGGCUAUGGCGAGCACAUAAUUAUGUCAACAAGGAGUUAGCCGGUGAUUCUACAGAGGAUCCGCUAUUCCCCAAGAUUCAGUUUCCAAGUGAGAAAGAUUGCCCCAACUGUCGGGGUAACAAGUCCGAAUGGCGUACUGAUGAGGUGCUGAAAUAUCUUAAAACUAUCUAUUGCUUGAAGAACCUCAGCUGGUUUGGAAUGUCAUCGGCAAAAGCUUAUACUUAA